GCGCGGGGGCUCUUUCGCCAGGUGCUGGAGGCCGUGCAGCACUGCAGCAGCUGCGGGGUCCUGCACAGGGACAUAAAACCGGAGAACAUCCUGCUCGACCUGGCCACUGGGCAGCUGAAAUUGAUCGACUUUGGCUGUGGCGCCUUCCUGCAAGACACAGCCUACACCCAGUUUGCAGGAACCCUGUCCUACAGCCCACCAGAGUGGAUCCACCAGCAACGCUACCAUGGCCAGGCAGCAACAAUCUGGUCCCUGGGCCUCCUGCUCUACCAGCUGGUCAUAGGGAAGCACCCAUUCAUGAGGGGCCAGCAGAUCAUCUGGGGGCGGAUCUUGUUCCCACGACGGCUCUCCCAAGAAUGCCAAGAUAUUAUUAAGAGGUGUUUGUCCAUGCAACCCUCGGACAGGCCAUCCUUAGAAGACCUUUUGCGCGAUCCUUGGAUGCAGGCUGUUCAUCUGCCCUAGGAGAUGGGAGAGAUCCACAUGCACAGUUGGAUCCAGGGGCCUGGCAGGUAA
This is a messenger RNA of Cyanistes caeruleus (blue tit), 513 nucleotides long. The record is from RefSeq and is a predicted model, not a curated record. NCBI's taxonomy places the organism in Eukaryota, Metazoa, Chordata, Aves, Passeriformes, Paridae.